AUGGGAGAAGACCGCGGGCGGCCUAUCAAUCGAGCCAACAGCGAUGGACUCUCGUCGUUUUAUCGGUUUUUCAACUUUUACAGUGAAAUCCUUCAUCAAUAAAUUUACAGAGAGCGUUUUGGGAGCCAUUCCCCCGAAGAGUACCUGAAUUUACGCAUUUCGGGGAUCGACGAGCGGUUAGAAAGAGAUGAAAUCAAAAUGAAGUUAACACACGAGUUUCGGCGUUUCGCUCCGUUCGAGGUAGUUUAUAAACAGAAAAAUGAAUACUGGCUUUUACAGAUAAAAGUUGUAAGGAAUCCUGAGGAAGAUGAGCGAAUGGCAUAUGUGAAUUUUGAAAGAAGAGAUUGUGCAAGGAAUAUUAGGCAAGUUAUUUUAAAUAAUAAUUGUUAACCUCGAAUUUUUUUUUCAAAAAUCUGUCUGAAAAUUUUUAUAGUGUUCAAACGGGUAGAGCUUUUCAAGAAAUUGAAAUAAUAAAAAGUUUUCCAGAUAUAAAAUGAUGGACCGUCUACGAGAAGCUCUGGGAAAAAGAGUUUUGUGUGAUCCGGCUGGAAUUUUGCGAGAUCAGGAGGGUAAAUAUAUACCCGAUCGUUUCAACCGCUCACUACAGGUAUCAGAGAAAAAUUCAAUAGUUUCAAAAGUUCAUCAAAAUUUAGACGGAUCGCAGUUCUCGCGAUCGGAAAGGACCAAAAGAGCCUCCUCAGUGGCGUUUGAAAAACGACGAUUCUGACGCUACAAGGACUCUUUUCGUUGGAAAUAUGCCUGCCGAUGUCAGAGAAACGGAAAUUAGAAAGGUUUUUUUUUCUUGAUGUUUCUUUCUGAGGAUUUGAACCAAUGAAAAAAAAAAGUAUCUGUUGCGGACCCUUACAAGGGAAGUCAUUUUAAUGUGAAGUUGGGAAUUUCCUGAAAUUUGACCAGGACUUUGCUUGAUGCGCUAGAAGAUGAUCAACCAAUUUUCAUGCUCUGCAGCUUCUUCGUUUUCGAGAAAUAGGGGCUCCAAGUCCCAAAAUGGCUAAUUUUAACUGAUUUUGAGAUGUCAUUUUUCAAAAACUGAAAAUUUGUGUCGUGUAUUUUGGAAAUUCUCUCGAUACUAAUGGCCGUGGUUUUAUGUAAGACCCCUAAAAUAGACUUUUGAACAGCCUCUGUAAAGGAUUAGUUUUGUUUCAGGUUUUCGAAAAGUAUGGAAAAAUCGAGGAUAUUGACAUCAAAACACCAGUCAACACAGAUGCAGCUUACGCUUUCGUCAUGUUUCAAGUGAGUUUUCUUUUUUGGCUAUUCAAGACAAAAUUGCUCUCGAUUAGUUUAAAUACCCGUACAAAAUAUUUUUCCAUGAUUCAGCAGAGAACCUACUCUGAAGACUGAAUAAAACUUUCAAACUUUCAAACUUUCAAAAACUUUCAAAACUUACAAAAUAUUUCCGCGAAAUGAAAAUUGGCUCUCUAGUUACUUAUUUUUCACUCUCUAACGGUUAUUUCGAUUUGUUGCAGAGUUUUUAAAAGCGGUAUGAACCUUUUCUUUUCACUGUCUUUUCUGUUUGUCUUGUCGAAAACGAAUAAUUUUCGAAACAGGGAUAAAUUAACUUUAAAAUUUAUCCUAAAAUGUGAUUUAAGUCUCUGGAACAAGCGAUGGACGCAAAAGCUGAAGAACAAGAUCGUCCGAUCCGUCCAGGAAGUUCUCGGGUCAAAAUUGGCUACGGGAAAAGUCAGGUCAGAAGAAUCUGAGCAAGUAUAAUGAUAUCCUCAACUCGAAAAUACAUAUCUUUCAAACAAAAAAAUUUCGUCAUAGACCCAUUUUUUCUCAGACAAGGGCUUUCCUGAAACUUGCAAGCUAGUAAUAUAGUGAAAAAAAAAUAUAUUGAAAAUUAAUUUCCAAAAAAAAAUUGUUUAGUGUUUUUUUAAAGAGCUUCUUUGCUUCAAAACCUGUAAUAUAAUGACUUUUUGGAAGAUAAUUUACUGGAAAGAUUUCUUGAAAUCAUCAAUGAUGUUCUUUCCAAAAUAAAGUUAAAAUAAAAGUUUUCCCGAAGCAAAACUUUUUAUUCAAGGUUUCACGCCGACUCUGGGUUGGUGGCCUGGGAUCCUGGUGCUCCGCCGACAUGCUCGCCAAGGAGUUUGACCGCUACGGGAUGAUCGAGAAGCUCGACUACAACGUGAGACAGCCAUUGAUUGGAAUAAUUCAUCGAAUGACUGAAACAGGAAGGAGACGACGUCGCCUACAUCUGCUUCGAGGACACUCACGCGGCGCAGGACGCCUGUCGGGCCAUGCGGAAUUAUCCCCUCGGCGGCAGAGAUCGCAGCAUUAUGGUCGACUUCGCCAAGUUCGUUUACCUCAUUUUGACAAUUUGUUUUUAUGAAUAUUCAGGGAAAAAAGUAUAAUAGUAUAUAUUUGUCAUGAAAUUUUUUUUAGAAAUUCUGAAAAAUUAAAGGCUUUUAGCCCAGCGAUACAGUUUCCAAACUUGCAAGAUGAAGUUUUUCUUGGCUCCAAAAAAACUUUUUGGAGCCAAGAAAAAAACUUCCGUUUUAUAUAAUUUUUAUUUGUGUUCUUUCAGUUCGAUAUAACUUUUCAAAGCGUUGGUUUUCUAUGGUUUUUUUACAUUUUAAAAAAAUCGCAAAAAUGAUCGGUUUUUUUCUCACGAAAAGGAAUAAAAAUUGGACCGUUCUAGAGUCAAACAACAAAAAAAAUGUGGUCGAGUUUUUUUCUUGUCGAAAUAAUUUGUAUUGAAACGGGAUAUAUAAUAAUUAGUUCGUGGCAGCUUGGAAAUCUGGAAUAAAAUUUUCUCUUUAUUCUUAGAUUUUUAGAUAACCCAACUGCUCUGAAUUGAAAAAAAAAGAGAAAAAGCAUUUAGAGCACAAAAUUCUGACAGGAAAAUCUCUAAAUUCCUGUUUCAAAAAGAAAAACUGCCGGAUUAGAUCUUUCAAAUGUUCAGAGACGUGUUGGCCUCCCGAGACUCUGGUCGAAAAAGAAGGGCUUCAAGGUCGCCAAGCAGUCCUGUGGCGAUACGUUCUCCACCGGGCUCCCCUCGAGCUUCUGUCCGCACUUUCGAGGAUCUGGACGAAGAGUACGCGUCCACUUGGCAGGGACAAGUUUGUACUCCCAAAAAUCCUUUUAAAAAUCCAAUAUUAUUAUAGCUUUUCCUGAAAAAGAACGACUAUCCGGUCAAACUCUACCGUGUUUACGGGGCGGAGCGUCUGCUGCAGAAAUUGUUGCGUGACGAUGAUGGAAAUCCUCUGAAAGUGCAGAUCAGUCAAAGGUUUCAUUAUUGAAAUAAAGAAUUUUCAAAAUAAUAUUUUUCAAGGCUCUCCCUGCAAAACCAAGAUGCGUUACAAGAGAAAUUCUUGAACCAUUCGAGCAAGGAGAUGUGUCUGAUGGUUAUUACGGCUAAAAGGGAACUCGACGAUUUACGGCCUCUGAUUCGAUAUUUGGAUGAGAAGGAUGCAGCAGGUUUUUCUUCAGAAAAAUUUUAUUUGGCUUUCAAAUCUUUUCUUAGGAACUUCAGGGUGGUUCCUAUAGGGUUGUAGGGUCCGCAGCUAGGCGGCUUAAGCUCAAGUGGUCACUAUAGAUCCUUUUUAUUUUUCGUUCUGGCUUGAAAAUUUAAAAAAGACAAACUUGAUAUAUUAGUUUUUUUAGAGUUCAUACCCAUAAAAUUCUAGCAUACUCCCCUAAAGCAGUCACUUUUUGCAAGCUUUACUGGACCAUUUAGUGAGAGGGCGAGAGGCCUCUUGAGAAAAAUUUUAAUAUUUUUUUCAGGAAAAAAACAAAUUCAUGAAUUCCUGCUAUAUUAUUGUCUCAAACUAGCGAAUAAUAAAGUAACUAUUCUUCAAGAAGUGCUUUUUUUUUCCGAAAUCGUGUCGGAACCUUUUUUUUUUGAAUGUCUAUUUUUCCGCCGAUUGGAGAGGGUGUACGGUGAAGCAAACUUUGCAAAAAUGAAAAAAAAAAUUAAAAAAGAACCUUAAAAAAUAAUCGAAACUUAAAGUUAGAAAAUUGGACUAAAUAAGUUUCCAGCGUAAAUUUUGAUGUGCGAAAACAUAAAUAAGGCAAUAGUAAAAACUUUAAUGAAAAUGAGAAUGAACCUACGUCAUUUUAUGCAGUCUGGUUCUCUUUCAAGCAUUUUUUCUCAUUCGAUUUUUCUUCAGGAUUUCAUUUUCUGUCUUGAAAUAAAAAUCAGAAAGAAAGGAAGCGAUGGGUUUUUUAAAAAGAGAAACUGACCUUUGCUUCGCCAAUGUUGCAUAUGAUGCAAGGUUAUGAAAUCUUGACCUUUGCACCAACUACUCCAUUAUUUUCAGGCGUGGUGUCAAUAAAAGACGGCGUGUUCUACGUGAUCCCGCACAGCGGAAUGGUGGAAAGAGUGGUGGCGGCGAAGGCCCCGGGGGUGCGCCUCUUUUCCGGCGACUGCCCCUUCCUCCUCGGAGUUCUGUGCAACUCUUCCGCGCGCUCCCAUUCCGGCGACUGA
Molecule: messenger RNA, 4444 nt
Organism: Caenorhabditis auriculariae
Lineage: Eukaryota; Metazoa; Nematoda; Chromadorea; Rhabditida; Rhabditidae
Source: the annotation of a GenBank genome assembly